CGGUGUCGCAGGCGGGCCCGGUGCGGGCCGCGCGUUGCCCGGCGACGGGCGGGGCCCCGCGGCCUAUCCCGGCCUGGCGCCUCGCCUUCCUCCCGCAGCCCCGCCGCGCCCGCCGAGCGCCGCCGCACCCGCCGAGUGCCGCCCCGCCCCGCCCGGCCCCGCCGAGCGCCGCCGCCGCCAUGGCCAGCUCCCCUGUGUCCCGAGUGGUGUACAACGGGAAGCGGAGCGGCGGCCCGCGCUCCCCCGGCGCCGGUAGCGAGAUCUUCACGCCGGCCCACGAGGAGAACGUGCGCUUCAUCUACGAGGCCUGGCAGUGCGUGGAGCGCGACCUGCGCAGCCAGAUGGGCUCCGAGCGCGGCCUGGUCGAGGAGUACGUGGAGAAGAUGCCGAACCCCAGCCUGAAAGCGUUUAAACCUGUCGACCUGGGUGAUCUGAAGAGGAGGAACACACAGGAUGCAAAGAAGUCCUAAGGCGGGUUCUCCCUGUAGAUCGGCUGCUCUCCUAAGGUCCUCAAGCAGAUAUAAGUUGAAAUUUUGUGUUGAUUUCCUCCUCUGGUCUGUGCUCCCUAAAGCCCGCGUGAGAGCCAGUCAGCUUUGGGGCUGGCUUUGAAGCUGCCUGAGGUCAAGGAUGCUCAGCAGCUUACCAAGGCUGCCCAGAGCCUGUUGCAAAGGAUUCCAGCCCCCUACUCAUAGCUUUCUCUGGCCUCAAACUGUCCUUCCUCCCUUCACACUGAGCUUCCCGGUCUCCUGUUCCCCUCCUGCCGCUGCCCUGAGCGCUGGGCGGGGCUGGGCUGAGCGGAUGGGCAGCACCAGGUCUGUGCACCAAGGCCCUGCAGCUGCUGAGGUGGGAUGUGGGCAGAAGGGACAGUUGGGUCUGUCCCUGUGCCUCAUCCAGCCUGCCUGUGCAGCUGAGGGCUGGGCAGGCUGCAGCCAGGUUGUUCCUAGCUCCACUGUGGCAGCAAGUUGCUGCCUGGGCUUCCAGAGCACACGGGCGGGCCACAUCCGAGGUUGGAUUUUCCAUGUGCUUAGAGCAGGCCAAGAUCCCUGCAGUGCUUGAGGGGAAUUGUUCCCCUCCCUGCAGAUGGAAAGGGGUGGGGUUCCCCACCCCAGGUGCCUGAGAGGUGCUCAGAGGGGCCCGAGCUCCCACCACCAGCCCCAUGGCA
This is a messenger RNA of Empidonax traillii (willow flycatcher), 1162 nucleotides long. It is a transcript of the gene MCRIP1, whose product is annotated as MAPK regulated corepressor interacting protein 1. Bases 180 to 470 code for a protein of 96 amino acids. Lineage: Eukaryota; Metazoa; Chordata; Aves; Passeriformes; Tyrannidae. The record is from RefSeq and is a predicted model, not a curated record. The transcript is spliced from 5 exons.